This is a messenger RNA of Syngnathus typhle (broad-nosed pipefish), 378 nucleotides long. RefSeq names its product ribosomal protein S28 (gene rps28). The record is from RefSeq and is a predicted model, not a curated record. The transcript has 4 exons. The coding region runs from base 28 to 237 and encodes 69 amino acids. Gene Ontology annotation, biological process: maturation of SSU-rRNA; translation; ribosomal small subunit assembly. Gene Ontology annotation, cellular component: ribosome; cytosolic small ribosomal subunit. Gene Ontology annotation, molecular function: structural constituent of ribosome. Lineage: Eukaryota; Metazoa; Chordata; Actinopteri; Syngnathiformes; Syngnathidae.
GACGUCCUUUCCGGUCGAACCACCAACAUGGAUGCCAGCCGCGUGCAGCCGAUCAAGCUCGCAAGAGUUACCAGGGUGCUUGGAAGAACUGGCUCCCAGGGACAAUGUACACAGGUCCGUGUUGAGUUCAUGGACGACAGUAACCGUUCCAUCAUCAGGAACGUAAAGGGCCCAGUCAGAGAAGGAGAUGUGCUGACGCUUCUGGAGUCUGAAAGAGAAGCCAGGAGGCUGCGAUAGUAUUCCUCCCUCCAGAGAGCCCGCUGAAGUUGUGGUGCUGGCCGGAUGUUGUGGAGCACAUGACUCUGUCAAGUUUCAUACGCCAAGGCUGACAUCUCACUCAUUCAAAUGUUUUUCAAAUAAAUAUGGUCUGUGAGAAAA